AUGGCUGAAACUCACGAGGGAUUCAAAGUUGAAAAGCUAAAUGAGGGCUCAGGACCCAACCCAUCUCAAGGGCAAACUGUUAAAGUUCACUAUACUGGCAAGCUCACAGACGGCUCAGUGUUUGAUUCUAGUGUCUAAAGAGGCCAACCAUUCUCAUUCAAACUUGGAGUAGGUCAGGUCAUUUCAUGCUGGGACCAAGGAAUUGCUCAACUCUAAAAGGGACAAGAAGUCGUUCUUACCUGCCCAUAUCAAAUGGCUUAUGGAGAGAGAGGUCAUCCACCAGUCAUCCCAGCUAAAGCAACUCUCAUCUUCGAAGUCUAACUUCUUGAUUUCUAGUGA
Messenger RNA from Stylonychia lemnae, 339 nucleotides. The record is from the annotation of a GenBank genome assembly. Lineage: Eukaryota; Ciliophora; Spirotrichea; Sporadotrichida; Oxytrichidae.